This is a messenger RNA of Culicoides brevitarsis, 3986 nucleotides long. Its product is annotated as RRP12-like protein. The coding region runs from base 145 to 3807 and encodes 1220 amino acids. Lineage: Eukaryota; Metazoa; Arthropoda; Insecta; Diptera; Ceratopogonidae. The transcript is spliced from 3 exons. The record is from RefSeq and is a predicted model, not a curated record.
AAUCAAAUAAAAAUAUCCACAUGGACUUUCAAAAUCAACGUGGUAUUUAUUUAAUAAAUAGCAUAUGAAUUAACUAAUAAAUAUUUGAUUUGUAAAAUUAAUAUUUUGCAUCAUUGAAAUCAAAAUAAAAUUAUUGAAAUAAUCAUGCGUAAAAUUCGCUCUAAACUAAAAAGAAAAACCAAUAAUCAGAAAUGGAAACGUGGUCAAUCAUCGACUUCGAAUCCUACUAAAAAGGUCUAUCGUAAUCGAGCUCGGUUCAACAAUGUAAGUGGCACAUGCUUGACCUUAGAUGGCGUAGGCAAAUUAAAUCAAAUACCUCGACAAUUUAAUGAUAUGGAUGAUAAUGAAUCAAUGUACUCUAAUGCCCCAACAACAACAGUACGUUCUUUUUUGUCAAGCUUCAGCACAAACACAAACGCUUCAUUUAGCAAAUUGCUUGAUUGUGAUAGUUUAAAUGAACGUCAAAAGGAAAUGGUUGCAGUUUUAGCAGCUAGCACUGAAACAAUAAAAGAGGAAGAAGGGAACGAAACAUCAACUGAAUAUUUUUUAGCUUUCAUAAAUAGUUUGGCUAUAACGAAUGAAGUCAAUCGAGCCGACCCAAUUAUUGGUUUAAUGAAGUUGGUCAUUAAAGCAGUACCUGCUGCCGUAAUGCAAGACAAAUUUACACUUUGCAGGACGAUAUUUUUGAAAUUAAUGAAUUCAUUUGAAAAAUAUGAUAGACAUUCUGGUCUCAUUGAUGUUAUAUAUUGCACAUCUACUCUAUUAAGUACACAAGACUUUGGCAAAUGGAAUAGCAAUGAUAUGAAACCUCUGCUACAUGCUCUUUUGGCAUUUACAACACACUCUAAGCCGAAAAUUCGAAAAUCAGCAGUGAGUUCCGUUUCAUAUUUCCUAAGCAGAUGUAAGAUUGGAUUCGAGCAAAUAUCUUACACCACAAAAGUUCCAUUUGAAGCGAGCAAACAAGUAACUCUAUACUGCAUUCAACAUUUAUCUGCUAACGAGUUGAAUGGGAAUCCUGUAACAGUUUUACAUACUCUUGGCUUAGUUGAAAAAUGUUUCCCAUUUUUGGAUGCAAACGAUAUUAAAUUGAUUUGUGAAUGUCUUCUUUCUCUAUCUUCAACUUCGAAUCCUUUGAUAAGAAUGCAUUGUUAUCAAGCAUUUUAUACGCUUUUUGAUUCAGAAGAGUGUCAACUUUCGGAUGUGAUGGCAGCUAGAUUAAUUACUGCAGUGUUUGGUUUACAACCUGAUUCUUCCGACGUCCGUCAAACCGUUGCUUGGAUAACGGUGUUAAAAAAAGGCUAUAUAUUUAUUGUGAAAAAAAAUCCAAUAUUAUGUUCAGAUUUGUUGACACAAUUUGUUCAUUUGUUAGUAAUUGAAUUAUGGUCAUCUAAUCAUCUUGAAAUCCGAACAACUAUUACAAAUGUCCUCAAAGAUAUUCUUAAGGAUGCCAUUUUGAAGUUAGUUAACAUUGAAGUUGUUGACGAAAAACUGAUUGAGGUUCUGAAUUACUUGUUAAAGGCACUAAAAAAUCCUUUUGCAUUAUACCAAAAGGAUAUUAUUGUUUUAUAUUCAACAGUUUACGAAGUAUAUGGCAAAAGAUUUUCAAAUGAACUGAAGGAAACUUUGAAAUUAAUUUCAAAUAAAUACAGCACUGAUGGAGAUGAUCGUCGAGAAAUCGAAAUUUGUAUUUCAUCAGCAAUCAAAAACCUGAAUAUUGGAGAUAUUUUGGAAGCUAUUCCAUUAGCUAAUAAAAAUUUAGACAUAUCAAUCGACAAUUCGUGGAUAUUACCUCUUCUUAGAGAAAAUUUAAGAAAUUCUUCUUUGGAGUAUUUUUACACUGAUAUUGUGCCAUUAGCAUCUAUAUGCCUAAAGAAAUGGAAACACUUUGAAGCUAUUGGAAAGCCAAACGAAUCCCAUAUUUAUGAAUUACUCUGUUGCCAACUUUGGGGUUUGUUUCCAGGAUUUUGUCGCCAACCGAAAGACAUUGAAAAAUUUAGUAUGAUUGCUAGGACCGUGGGAACAAUUUUAAGUGAAAAUUUGUAUCUACGAGCACCAAUUUUAGAUGGUUUCAAAGAAUUGAUACCAAGCGUUAUUUCAUUUGAAAACCCUGAAUCCGUUGGCAAAUAUGCAAGAAAUUAUCUGCCAAUUUUGUUCAACUUGUAUAUCACAAAACCAAAAGGCAGUUAUGAAAACGAUUUACGAGUAAAUGUAUUGGGUAUAAUAAAAUUAUUUUUAUUAAUAACGCCCAACGAUGCAUUGAAUGAAAUGUUUAAUAGUGCAUAUAAUCGUUUGAAAACAACAAAUGUAAAUGAUUUUGCAUACAACAUGAUAUUCGACAUUAUAGAGUGCUUUGCAAUACAUUUGAGUCCUGAUCAGAUGAUUGCUUUAUAUGAAGACUACGUUAAACCCAUAUUCAAUACUACUGAAAUAACAGAAAGCAAAAAUGUUUCACCAAAAAUAAAAAAAGGUUACAGAAUCAUUUGCUGUAUUUUGUCAAAUGAAAACGAAAAUUGCAAAAAGUUUAUAUCUCAGAAGAAAAAUGAUUUAGAACAUUUGUUGAUGAGUACCGGGGAGUUGAACGGAGACAACGUAAAACUUACACGUCUAAAAUGUUUAAAAUAUUUGUUAGACAUCACAAAGCCAAGUUGUGACUCAAGCUUCGUUAAGCAGUGCAUUAGUGAGGUCAUUCUUUGUUUUUCUAAUAACCCCGAUAAAUCAAAUCAACUGUGUACUGAUAUGAUAAAAACUAUCGGUACAACUUUUAACGAUGCAAAUAAAUUCGAUGAAUUUGUCCAUUUGAUGCUUUUUGGAUUUGCAUCAGAGGAUUCUGACCUCGUAAUUAAAACAAUUUGGAGUAUUAACUACAUUUUCAAAUUUUUUGGAGGUAUCAUAAAUGAUGAAACGUUACACCUUGCUCUUGAAAACAUAUAUACAUCUGUUCAAAGUAAAAAUCGUAUAGAAGCUAAAUCCGCAUUGUGUACUCUUUUUACAUGUAUAAAAUGUAUUCCUCGAGAAUCCCUUAAUAAGUAUGUAAAUACUUUAGUUGCAACAGUUUCAAAAAUGGUACCGGACACCAAACGAUUUUGCCGUUUAUCAUACAGUCAUUUGUUGAAAAAACUGUGUCAGUACUACACUGUUCAGCAAAUAACCAAAAUAGUUCCAGGAGAUGAUAUCAUAACACAUAAGUUGCUCAAGAAGAUAAGAAAAGGCUUGAAUAAAUCUAAAACUGGCAAUAAAAACAAUGCAUUGGUCGAUGAUGAAAUGAAACUUGAAAGUAAAUUAAAAUCUAUAUCGAUUAAUGAUGUUCUAAAGGACUCUGACAACUCAGAAGUCGAUACCGACGAUGAAGAUUCUAAUGAAAAAAUAGAGAAAAAUGAUAAAAUAUAUAUCAAAGAAAAUGCAGAAAAAAUUCUCGAUUUGACAGAUAUCAAUGCAAUUAGUAAAAUUUCUUUUAAAAACAAAAAAAGCUAUUGCAAUAAUGAAAAUGUGAAAGACAAUGUCGCAAAAAACGUCACGUUUCGAACAGCACCUGAUGGCCGUCUAAUUAUUGAAGAACCAAAAACCAAAUUAAGAGAAAUUGUUAGAAAGUCCAGCUGUUUUACAAAGCGAGCACGAGAGUCCGAUGAUUCUGAAUCGGAAAAAGAAGAACAUACUCAGACUCAAAGUAAAGGUAUCCAUCGAAUGGCUAGAUCUUACAAAGCUAACAAAACUAUAAAUAACAAUAAAAAAAUGAGAAAGGAAACAUCUCUCGGUAAGAAACAUAUACAACCUUAUGCAUAUUUACCAUUUGGUUCUUCGAAAAAAUAAAAAUUGAUUAAGUGUUUGAAAUAAACUAUUCAUAUUAAGACAAAUAUAAUGAACAAUAAUGUUUUACUGGCGAGAAUCGUUUAACCUACUCUUCAAUCAAGGUUUAUCUCAACCUCGACCCUUUUUUAAUAUAGACCUUGGAGAUUAAGAAAAACUACAAAGUUGAAUAAAAUAUCACA